Ziziphus jujuba (common jujube) is the source of this 4031-nucleotide messenger RNA. RefSeq names its product probable LRR receptor-like serine/threonine-protein kinase At1g06840. The transcript is spliced from 21 exons. Gene Ontology annotation, biological process: protein phosphorylation. NCBI's taxonomy places the organism in Eukaryota, Viridiplantae, Streptophyta, Magnoliopsida, Rosales, Rhamnaceae. The record is from RefSeq and is a predicted model, not a curated record. Gene Ontology annotation, molecular function: ATP binding; protein kinase activity; protein binding. Bases 974 to 3766 code for a protein of 930 amino acids.
CUAGGAAGGGAUGGAUGGAGGAAGUGAAGGGGUGAAAAACCGGUUCAAUAGUUUUAAUUGGGGAAUUUUCAGUGCUAAUUGUCUGUUCCUUGUGCUAAUCAUGAGCCACUAAUUAAUGUUGGAAAUGCUCCAUGACUUGUGGAGUUUAUUCCCCUGUUUGGUUGUUUUUAGUCAACGUGUCGCAUCUGUUUUUUUUAUUUUUAUUUUUUCUUUUACUGUUUCUUUAAUGUUUACCGUCAACAUAUUUCCUUUUUUUUUUUUUUUUUUUCACUUUUGUUUACUCUAACUUGUCUCAACUAAGUCAUUUGCAACACUUGCUAAUUAGUUACUGCUUUGCCUCAUUGUUUCAUGUUUUUUCUGUCUCUUUGGGAACGUAUGGGGGAUGUGGGAUACAAAAAUUAAUUGAUUUCUCAAUUUGGAAUUUGCUCACCUGUUUAAUUAUUCAAAAGGGUGUCAGAAUGCUCAGGCUGAGAGUUUAUGGAUAUGUUCUUGCUCUGUCAUAUUCUUGCUUCAUACUUCUCGCACUUGCACAAAUUACAGAUCCUUCUGAAGGUCAGUUGCUACUGCUUCUUAUGACUCAUUAUAACAUGUUUAGCCGUUUUGAAAUUGCAUAAGUCCAAAUGUUACUUCAUCUCUUGAAAACUCUCUUUUGAAAUCUGUUCCAUGUCCUCUUAUUUUCUUCUUUAUUAGUGUUCAAAUCAUUGUUGCGUACCGUGUUCAAUACUGUUGAAGUAAGAAUUAAUGGUAUAAUCUCUUCCACCAUGUAUCCAAGUUUAUCUUUCACUGAAUUUGUUACAAGUUUUAGUGUUCUACAAUUUUUACUUGGAAUAAAAAACUAGAUUCUGUUUCCCAUUCCUAGAAGGAGAUCUUAAAAUUACGUAAUAUUCUCCAUUUAUACUGGCAUCGUUAAGUUCGAAGAGUAUAUGUGGAACUUGUUCUUACAGAUUUCAUUGAUUCAUAUGAGAAUCAACUUAUGAAUUUGUUUCCAUUUGCAGUCAAGGCGUUGCAAGCUGUCAAGUGCAGUUUAAUUGAUCCUCUGAAGCAUCUCAGUGGCUGGAACAAGGGGGAUCCUUGUGUAUCUAACUGGACUGGAGUUUUUUGUAUCGAUACAACUGUUAAGGAUGGAUACUUGCAUGUCCAGGAGCUCCGGUUGCUGGAUAUGAAUCUUUCAGGAAGUUUAGCACCUGAGCUUGGCUUACUGUCUCAACUUCAAAUACUAGAUUUUAUGUGGAAUGAACUAACUGGCACUAUUCCCAAGGAGAUAGGAAAGAUUGCAUCACUGAUCCUCUUGCUCUUAAAUGGAAACAAACUUUCAGGUUCUUUACCUGAUGAGCUUGGCUAUCUUUGGAAUCUUACGAGAUUCCAAAUCGACCAGAACCAACUUUCAGGUCCAAUACCAAAAUCAUUUGCUAACUUGCUCAGUGUUAAACACAUCCACUUCAACAACAAUUCUCUUAGUGGUGAGAUUCCAUCGGAGUUUUCCAAAUUGUCCAACCUUCUUCACAUGCUUUUGGACAAUAACAACUUCUCUGGGCGGCUUCCACCAGAAUUCUCCAGCUUAUCAAAGCUGCGCAUACUUCAACUUGAUAACAACGAUUUUGGAGGGUCUGAGAUUCCAGCUACUUAUGGAAGCCUUUCCACAUUAGUAAAAUUAAGUCUUAGGAAUUGCAGUUUGCAGGGAGGUGUUCCUGAUUUCAGUGGCAUAGCUAACCUUAGCUAUUUAGACUUGAGUAGGAAUCAUCUGACCGGACCCAUACCAUCACAAAAGCUUUCUCAUAAUAUAACAACCAUCAAACUGUCACAUAACAAUCGUAAUGGAUCUAUUCCCAUGAGUUUCUCAGAUCUUCCUUCUCUCCAAAAAUUGUCACUUGAGAGCAAUUUGUUGGCUGGUUCUGUGCCCUCUAGCCUAUGGCGGACGAUGUCCCUUACUACAAGUAAUAGACGUAUACUUGAUCUUCGAAACAAUUCAUUAUCAAACAUUUUGGGAGAUUUUGAUCCUCCAGCAAAUGUCACUUUGAGGCUUGAGAAUAAUCCUAUUUGCAAGAACUCUACCAUAAAGAACAUAGGCCGGUUUUGUAGUUAUGAAGAUGGAGGAAUUGAGAUCCCAGAAAACUCGACCAAUUCAACUCAAAAAAUGAUAUGUCCUGCUCAAGAAUGUCCCGAUGAUUAUUACUUUGAAAAUGUUCCAGCUUCCCCUGUUUCAUGCUAUUGUGCAUCCCCACUGAGAAUUGGAUAUCGGCUAAAGAGUCCCAGUUUUUCUUAUUUUCUUCCAUAUAUGAACAAAUUUAAGAUUUAUCUAAGUCAGUCUGUCAACUUGAACAUUUCUCAAAUUGCAAUUGAUUCAUUUAUCUGGGAAGAAGGGCCUCGUCUACGAAUGAAUCUGAAGCUUUUUCCUUUGUACGACCAUCGCGACAAACAUAUAUUCAAUGCAAGUGAUGUUCAGCGGAUAAGAAGCCAAUUUACAUCGUGGAAAUUUCCUCCCACUGAUUUUUUUGGACCAUAUGAGCUUCUCAACUUCACUCUCCUGGGGCCUUAUUCAAAUAGUAUCAUUACUAAAGGCAUUUUGGCUGCCAUCGUUAUAGGAGCCAUUGCCACCGUUGUUUCUAUUGCUGCAAUAGUCUUGCUUCUAAUCACAAGAUGUUCCAGCUUCCAUCACACUCCAUCAUCAAGGAAAAAUAUGUCCACAAGGAUUUCUGUGAAGAUUAAUGAUGUGAGGUCAUUCACCAUUAAAGAAUUGGUAUUGGCUACUGGGAACUUUAAUAGCUCAAGUCAAGUUGGCCAAGGAGGUUAUGGGAAGGUUUACAAAGGCAUCUUACCUGAUAAUAUGAUCGUGGCUAUCAAACGUGCAGAAGAAGGAUCAUUGCAGGGCCAGAGAGAAUUCUUGACAGAGAUAGAGUUGUUAUCAAGGUUACAUCAUCGAAACCUGGUCUCAUUAGUCGGGUAUUGUGAUGAAGAAGAGGAGCAGAUGCUGGUGUAUGAAUUUAUGCCCAAUGGAACUUUGAGGGACUGGCUUAGUGACAAGGCCAGGGGAACCCUGAGUUUCAGUAUGAGGUUACGAAUUGCACUGGGUUCGGCUAAAGGCAUUCUCUAUCUCCAUACAGAAGCAGACCCUCCUAUAUUCCACAGGGACAUUAAAGCCAGCAACAUACUUCUAGACUCCAACCUUACAGCUAAAGUGGCUGAUUUCGGACUCUCACGCCUUGCACCACUCCAGGAUGAUGAAGGGAUUCCUAAAUAUGUAUCUACUAUUGUGAAGGGGACACCAGGCUACCUUGAUCCAGAAUAUUUCUUGACUCAUAAAUUGACAGACAAAAGCGAUGUCUACAGCCUAGGAGUUGUAUUUCUGGAGCUCUUGACAGGAAUGCAACCAAUAAUGCAUGGCAAAAACAUUGUUCGCGAGGUGAAUAUGGCACAUGAGUCAGGCAAUAUGUUCUCCAUCAUAGACAGCAGAAUGGGAUCAUAUCCUUCAGAUUGUGUAGAAAGGUUUGUAGGUUUGGCUCUUAGUUGUUGCCAUGACAAGACAGAGAAGCGGCCUAGUAUGCUAGAUGUAGUGAGGGAGCUUGAAAACAUCCUCAAAUUGAUGCCAGAAUGUACUCCUCAUCAUCAUCAUGCUACCAUCUCAGAAUCAACUGCUUCCGCAUUUUCUAGCAAGUUGGAAUCUUCAUCAUCAUCUGCAUCCUAUGUUACCCGCGACCCAUUCGUGUCCUCCAGCAUUUCUGGAAGUGAUCUUAGCAGCGGCGUCAUUCCCAGCAUCACUCCUCGAUGACAUUGACUUGACAGAGAGAAGUAAUUUGUUGUAAGGAUUUUGGUCCAUUUCUGUAUGGUUUUCAAAUCUGUAAUUAUUGCAUAUCAUCUUGUUUCUUGGUUCGGCCAAAGAUGACAACGCACAUAUAUAUUAACCAAUAUGCUCGGAAUUUGACUCCUGAUGCUACCAAAUUAAAGAGAUCAAUCUUGUUUUAUUUCCGGUUUAUGAAAACCGGGGGAAAUAAAAUAAAAUGAAAAUUGGAAGAAGGUAGUAAACCUGUACGUAA